Molecule: messenger RNA, 1307 nt
Organism: Chaetomium strumarium
Lineage: Eukaryota; Fungi; Ascomycota; Sordariomycetes; Sordariales; Chaetomiaceae
Product: t-SNARE
Exons: 3
Coding region: 297-983 (228 amino acids)
Biological process (GO): vesicle fusion with Golgi apparatus; intracellular protein transport; retrograde transport, endosome to Golgi
Cellular component (GO): ER to Golgi transport vesicle membrane; endoplasmic reticulum membrane; late endosome membrane
Molecular function (GO): SNAP receptor activity; SNARE binding
Source: RefSeq, a predicted model, not a curated record
ACCUUCCAACCUCCAUCAACAUCCAACAUCUUUGCCAGCCACCCUCUAACAUCUUGAAGCCGUUCCAUACCGCCUAACUCAGAGUUACAAGACAAAGCGAACACCAGAAUUGCGAUACCCCUUCGCCCCCGCGAUUUGACCCCCGAACCCACAAGCACCGACCAACUUGCGAACUGUCGUUAUCCAUCGUCAUUGCCGUUCUCGCCCCUUCCCGCUGAAGGCCGGUAAUUGCUUCCGACAGGCGACCAGUUAAAACCUACGAGUUAUCGAACCAAAUACCCCGUUUGCACCUCAAAAUGACCCACCCGCUCGAUACAGACGCUGGCACCGAGCUCUUCAAGCACUAUGAAACCGAGUACCAGCUGGUCCAGGCGGACCUAGUGCAGAAACUCGACCAGAUCGCCGAGUUGUCGGGGGAGCCGAGGAAGGCGGCGCUAAGCGCUGCCGAGCGGGCGCUGGAGGAGACGGACGAGUUGCUCGGCCAGAUGCAAGUGGAGAAGCAGAAUGUGCCCUCGUCGCAGCGCGCCGCCAUCAACCGGCGGCUGCGCGACUACAAGACCGAUGUCGACGGGUAUCGGCGAAAGCUGCGGACUCUGGCGGACGACAGGAGCGCCCUGUUCGGCGGGCGGUAUACGGACAAUCCGGCUUCUUCAUCGGGGGAUGCUCACUUUGAACAGAGGCAGCAAUUGCUGUCCGGGACCGACCGGUUGGACCGCAGCACGCAGCGCCUCAAGGCCAGCCAGGCGUUGGCAAACGAGACUGAGGCCAUUGGAGCCAGCACGCUGGCACAGCUACAGCAGCAGCGCGAGACCAUCGAUCAUACAACCAGGGUCCUGUACGAGAGCGAAGGCUACGUUGAUCGCAGCAUAAAGAGCCUCAGAGGGAUCGCCCGUAGAAUGGCUACGAAUCGGGUUAUAACCAUUGCUAUCAUUACCGUCUUGGUUCUGCUCAUCAUCGCGGUCAUUUUCAGCAAGUUCAGAUAAUUGUUUUCUUCUUGGUAGCGGGCUGCUUGGUUUUGGUGUCAUCUGACUUGGGCGAACUGGGCUAGAAGGAGUUUCUGGUUUCUUGGGACGGGAGACGAGAUUUUAGGGAAACAGGCGGCCGGGCCAGUGGAAGAACGCAGAAGUGCUCAACUUAACCCUCCAUACGGCAGGCAGCUGUCUAGAGCAGACCACGUAUAUUGGGCAUUUGCUAGUAAUAUCAGUAGCGGCUGUACUUCCAAUGACUUGCCUAGAACACACGCUGUGUAUUCAGAACUCAAACUUCCAUAUCCCAUCAGGCCCGUCAAUCUCUAUGGUAUGCAUGAG